Messenger RNA from Drosophila mauritiana, 4789 nucleotides. It is a transcript of the gene Mondo, whose product is annotated as protein WBSCR14 homolog. Lineage: Eukaryota; Metazoa; Arthropoda; Insecta; Diptera; Drosophilidae. The transcript has 11 exons. The record is from RefSeq and is a predicted model, not a curated record. The coding region runs from base 1230 to 4574 and encodes 1114 amino acids. Gene Ontology annotation, cellular component: nucleus. Gene Ontology annotation, biological process: regulation of transcription by RNA polymerase II. Gene Ontology annotation, molecular function: RNA polymerase II cis-regulatory region sequence-specific DNA binding; DNA-binding transcription factor activity, RNA polymerase II-specific; protein dimerization activity.
UUGACAACCCUGAUUUGAUGGCGAGGGCUCGCUACCCGCAAUAAGUUAAUGUGUGCUAAAUUGUAAUUAAACUACGUAGCAGCUUUGUAUUGCGCGUGUGUGCGUGGUAUUGGUAGUCCGUCGUGCCUGCUAACUGCUCGUGUUUCUGCUUUAGGGGGCAGCUGCAGUUGUACCACAAUCGCAGUGCGCGUGUGUAUGAGUGUAUAUAUGAGUGGGAACGGAAAAAGGCAAAAUCCAAAGACAGCGCUGAGCCAGAGGUCAAAAGUGCAAACACAGAACUGCUUGUGGAGUGCAUACAAUGGAUGGCAAGGCCGAAUGUCAGGAGUCAAAUCGACUAAGCUCCAUAUAGUUAUAGUGGAAAGGGGGAGAACAUUGCUGCCUGGUAUCUGCGCAUAUAGAAGAACAUGUCUAUACAUAUAUAUGUACGUUUUCCUUGCUGAUAAGCAGCUCGAGUGAGGUAGAGAGAGAGAGAUUGCGCGUCAGCUGUUCAUUGUUUUGGAUGUGUGCGGCGCAGGUUAUGUGCGUUUCGCAGCUUCGUUCUCCGAUCAGUUACGUUUGUGGAAUGAAACCGCUCGUUCUGCGCUCGUUCUGCCCGCUUUGUUUGCCUUCCAUCAUAUCCGCGUGUGUUUACGAGUAGUUUGGGGGCUUCACUAUCAAGGAGCUACAAGCGUCCACUGACGUCUCGUUCUGACGUCCGUAUCCCCAGCCAACCCCACGCGCGAUUGUGUGUGUGCGAAUAUUGUUAUUAUUGUGCUGUGUGACGCAUAUAACGGCAAAAUCGGGGCGUGUUUGCCAUUAGAGAAUCUUCAAUCGGACAGGUGUCGAUGACGGAAAGCUGAAGGUGUCGGGCAUUGUAAACAAAUCAAAAUCUUAAAACCGUGAUAUGUCUCUAUCAAAUAAUCGCUUAUGUUAGUAAUUUAGAUAAUAGAAUGACAAGGACACACAGGACAAGAUCUAUAGAGAAUUAAUAAAUGUGCUAAUCGCGAGGCAAGACAAAACAUAUUUUUUUUGAUCAAGUUUCUGAGAACGUUUACAUAUUUUGGAACGAUGGAAAAACCCCAUCCAAAUUAAAAAAAAAGUCAGCGCCAGCUAUUAAAAACCAUUGCUACGCAAGAGACAUUAAAAAACCAUUAAAUGUGCCCUCGCCAUAUCGACAUAAUCAUCAACCGCCAAACUUUUUAGUUCAACAGUAAACUAUUUGCAUAGGCAUCCCCUGGCACCUGUUGAAAAUGAUGCUGAAUAAACACGAGGGAUACCAACGUACAAGCCAAAUGUUUCCCCACCAGCUGCCGCAGCUGCACCAGCAGCCUUAUCUGCAACAGUCUCUGUCCCAGAACUUCCAGCAAUUGCAGUACGCAACGGGAGCAGGUGCGUCAGGGUCCGCAGAGGCUACUGCAGACCUGCUCAAGGCGGAGCGGGAGUCCAUCCACUCCGGUCAGUUUAUGGUCUCGCACUUCGAGGCAGAGGAGGCGCAGGACGACCUCGAGGAUGACGGCGAGGUGAAGAUGCUGGACCCUGAGGACCCCGGUCUGGGCAAGCCGGGCGAGCCAACCAACACAUGUCGUGACGUGCAGCUGUACGUACCCCAGACAGUGGCCCACUUCAGCGCCAUGGACCAGGAGGGCGACGAGAGCAGCAUGAGCAUGGUGACCUCCCACCUGGAGAUAGAGACCUCGCUCACCAAACUCUUCAAGUGCAUGAAUCUGGCCUAUAGUCAAAAACUUACCUCGCCCAAAUGGAAUCAUUUCAAAGGAGUGCGACUUCGGUGGAAGGACAAAAUUCGCCUAAACAAUGUCAUCUGGCGUUGCUGGCACAUGCAGUUCAUACAAAAGCGCAGAACCCCGGUGUGUCAAUUUGCGUCGCCGCUGGACGUUGAUAUACAUAGUAAUCCUCAAACUGUUGUUCUUGAAGGCAAAUACUGGAAACGGCACUCAGCUGUUAUAAAAGCCGAAUACAGGAAAUGGCGCAGGAACUAUAGGUCGAAGGCUACGGGCUGUUUAACAUAUGAUUCGAAAAGCGAAUUGGACUUUUUGGAAUGGUCGCCUUUGAACGAUAGGAAUUUAAUGCCAGACGAUUGGACCACAGACACCUUAUUCUCGGCUAUAAACGUUCCAUUCCCAUUUCCAGAUUCGAGGGAAAUUGCACGCGGCGCGGGCAUCGCGGACUUUAUACAGCCCAGUCUUGGUCCCUUGCAACCGAAUUUAGAUGACAUCGACAUUAGCUUUUCAGACUUGAUUCCAACCACACGCUUGCCUCCAGUUCCAGAAGAGGGGACCGACGCUGAAAUGCUCAAGAACGACGAAUAUUGCCUGUCAGCGAUUGUCGGGGCUCCUCAUACGCUGUAUUGCAAUGAUAGCAUAAUGGAUGUGGUAAACAGCAGUAACAAUGGCGCUGUAAAUGUGGAUGCUAGCAUGCUUGAGCUUAACACCCCCAUAAAUAACGUGUUGUACAGUGAGGUGGAGCAACGAUUUUCUGUUGCACGACAGGUGCAGCAAUCCAACAAUGAUUCUCAGCUUCUCGGGGACCCGGGAUCAAUGUCAGGACGGAUACACGGAGGGAAGCAUUUUGGAACUGCUAGUGCAAACGAGAACAGCAGCAAUAGGUGUGUUAUAAACGGUCGCGUGGCCAAGAGCACUCAGCGGCCAUUCCGACGCGAGCCCCACAAUUACGACAAGGCCCAGCCCACAAUGCACCAGACGAACCUGUAUCAGCAAAUGCUGGCCGAACAACAGAAGAACCAGCAGCAGCAACACGUGUUAGCGUCUUCUUUUCAGACUUCCCAACAACAGCAGCUGGCUCAACAGCAACCCUUUUCGGCCCAGGCAACAAACGCCUUUAAUAAUCAGAGUUUUAUUAGCAGUUACGCAGAUAACUAUCAGCAUCAGCAGCAACUCAACGUCAAGGCAGAGCCUCUUCAUGCCGAAGUGCUGUCAUUACUAAACGACAAUGCAUACAAUUCUAUUGGCUACAAGCCCUAUCCGCAAUUUAAGAAGUCCGCCUCGACGGGAACUUUCCUUAAUGUCCCCAGACAGACGCAGCAGCAGCCAAGUUAUCUGCAGCAAGAGCCCCCGCAAAUGCAACAGUCCCUUCCCGUAGGCAUGGCAAAUCAACAACUGUUGCAGCUUACGCGUCAGCAGCAGGUUAGCAAUACACAGCAACAGCAGCACCAAACCACAGUGGCUAGCUUGUUGCAGCAGCAGCAGCACCAGCAGCAAAACCAUCAGCAACAGCAACUACAAACUGCUGUCAGCUCAGCCACAUGGGUUUCGCCUAAUACCAUUUUACCUAAAGAAAUCUAUCGCUCCAACAGCUUACCACUGAAUGUUUCCCUUAAUAAACUACCCGAUGGUCGCCAGCUGCAUCAUGAGCAGCCCUUCGCAGUGCCCAAGUAUCACUCCAAGGGCAAGUCAAGGGUGCGGAGUAAUUCGAUGCACCAGCAACACACUUCAGUGGUGUCUGCUGCUGGAGCUGGAAGUUCUUCAUUAAGCGCACAUAGUUGCAGCAACCUGCUGGUCACUCAGCAAAUGCAGCAGGCAACCAGCGAUCCCAUGCUAAACAGCACCCUGGCUCAACUGCUCACUUCGAAUUCACGCCUACAAACAGCAAUGGCGAACAGUUCGUCAUCAAAUUCAUCUUCCGUCAGUGCCAUAGCCACCACUAACAGCAACAAUGCUCCUCCGGUUCAUUACGCUAACGUCACAUCGCCGUUGUCGGUUCCGGUUCCAACACAUCAACACUCACCAAAAAAGUCCGCCUCCUUGCCUAUGGCUAUCAACUCUGCAUUGCACAGUCCCCCUAUAGGAAGUAAAAUACACGGUUUUGGGCUGGCCACAGCUAACAUGGGCAGUAAUAGCUUGAGUUUGUCACCAGAAUCGCCGUUCCACGAGUCACAGGAUUCUCCAUUGUCUCCUACAACCAGCCUUAAAUUUCAGCCGCGAGACACGCAGCGUCGUGCUGGCCAUAUCCACGCCGAGCAGAAGCGGCGUUAUAACAUAAAGAAUGGAUUUGACACUCUGCACGCGCUCAUACCACAGCUUCAGCAAAAUCCCAACGCCAAGUUAAGUAAGGCGGCCAUGCUACAAAAGGGAGCAGACCACAUAAAGCAACUGCGACAGGAGCGCAAUGUUUUAAAGGAUAAAAUUGAAGCUUUGCGCUUGGAGCGAGACGAGCUAAACAAUUCGCUGACGCACCUUCACUCAAUUUUGCCAGCUAAUGGAGCGCCUGUAACGAGGCAGGGUACAGAACAUGUUCGGCAGCUCUACGACAUUUAUGUACGAUACAAUACAAUGAACGACUGGAAGUUUUGGAUUUUGGGUCUCAUUCUGGAACCUUUGCUUGCCUCUUACACGUCAACAGUCUCGAGUGCUAGUCUUGAUGAGCUACGCCGGACCGCUUUCCUCUGGGUUGAUCAGCACUGUUCCCUUAUUGAUCUUCGUCCAGCUGUUACAAAUAAAUUAAAGUAUCUAUCUAUGCAUACGGAUAUUGUAUCGGAGCCACCAAGUACAUUGCAAGAGGAGGUGGCCAAAGCCCUCCAGAAUUCAAGUGGCCAGCAUCCAAAUCUACACGGCCCCUAACGAUUGAUGCUGAUGUCCGUGAUAUGAAUUUAUUUAAUUCAAUCUUUAUUUUAACAAAUAAUUUCUGCAAACUGCUCAGCACUAAUUGUACAAAAUGCCUAAUAAGCAUAUUUUUAUACAAGAAAUGGGCAGCCGACAACCAAUAAAUACGCAAAGCAGCAACUAGUGCCUAGAUUCUUGACUUAAGCGUAUAAUAAACUAACGAUUUUACAAAA